GUUUGGUGGUGAUGCGAACAAGGUCACGGACACGGGCGGCGCUCCGGCAGCAGCACUCCAAGGACGACAACCACGCUCCUAUUAACAUCACGGUGAACAUCCACAUCCACGUAAACCAAGAGGUUGUACUCCUUCAGACAGGACUACCUGAACCACAGCCUCGGUACUUGACUCGACUCCAACGCCAACGGCUAUCAACACAACUCUCCACGUCGAAGCUCUCUACACAGUCUGGCACGUUCCAAUCCAACGACAAUAGUGCUAGGAGGAUCGAACACACUGUGACCAAGCCUGCCCCGACCCAGCGCAGACCUGUCGUGGAGAAUCCAAAGGCUAAACGGCGGCGGGUUGACGUGGACUCCCUCAUGGUCGAACUGACGUCCAUGUCUAUGGGAGCAAGGCCACCCCCACUUCAGAUUGGCUACUCUACCGCAGCUAUGACCACCCCACGAAACCCAUUCAAGAUAUUUACCCCCCAGGCAACGACACCCCCCGACAUCUCUCGCUUCAUGGACCACUGCCAACUGCAGCCGACUCCAACAGACGAGCUGUCUGACGCCGUGGCCUCCAUGCAGUUGUGUCGCGUCGAAGACGACAUGGACGCUACACUGACGCAGUUUACUAGCCUGUCGUUACAAGCGCCUUGCGCAAGUCGGUAUGACGACAGUCAUUUUCUCCACCACUUGCUCGACAAACGACUGAGUCUCCACGGCCCGUAGCUGUAGACUGCGCUUAUUUAACUUGAAGAUAUUUUCACUUGUG
Molecule: messenger RNA, 762 nt
Organism: Aphanomyces astaci
Lineage: Eukaryota; Oomycota; Saprolegniomycetes; Saprolegniales; Verrucalvaceae
Exons: 1
Coding region: 12-719 (235 amino acids)
Source: RefSeq, a predicted model, not a curated record